Malassezia sympodialis ATCC 42132 is the source of this 3000-nucleotide messenger RNA. RefSeq names its product tRNase Z (gene TRZ1). NCBI's taxonomy places the organism in Eukaryota, Fungi, Basidiomycota, Malasseziomycetes, Malasseziales, Malasseziaceae. Gene Ontology annotation, cellular component: mitochondrion. Gene Ontology annotation, molecular function: 3'-tRNA processing endoribonuclease activity. Gene Ontology annotation, biological process: mitochondrial tRNA 3'-end processing. The record is from RefSeq and is a predicted model, not a curated record.
AUGGCCCCUAUGAGCCUCCGCGUGCUAGCGGCCCCCUCCUCCGACACGAGCCAUGUGCCUACGCUCAUACUCCAAUCUGAUUCGAAGAAAUACAUGUUCAACGCAGGAGAGGGUACUACGCGUGUGUCCGCGCAGCACCGAGCCUCCAACACACGGGUAGAGCACAUCUUCCUCACACGCGUUGCCACUGAGACGUUGGGUGGCAUCCCUGGUCUUCUUAUGACCUUGGCCGAUGGUGGACGCACAUCGAUCAAUAUUCAUGCGCCCACCAACUUGAAGUACGCACUGGCCACGACGCGUUUCUAUGCACGCCGCGACUCAAUGUGCGUGCACGCCCAUGAGAUUGGCUGGCAGUCACCUCAGGCGUGUUUCCAAGACGACCACAUACGCGUGCAAUCUGUGCCUUUGGUGCCUUUUUCUUACAAUGACUCGGCUAUGGAAGUCGACGAUCAGAGUGACUCUGAUUCUCAGGAUCCUCCGUCGAGCGGUGCCGAGGCAGAGCAGUGGUUCGACGCUGUCAUCCGUGAUGCUUGGAAGACCCAGGCAAGCGCUGUGUCGGGACAGAGUCCCUCGCGAAAUCCCCGGCCCCUUCCUAAGCCCCUCGCACAUGCGGCUCGAGUGGGCGAGAGCGCAGGUCGGCAGGCAGCUGUUUUGUGCUACGUGGUCGCAGGGCACGCAAGACGCGGCAAGUUUGAUGCAGCGCAGGCAGCCGCUUUGGGUAUUCCUCCAGGGCCGGCCUUUGCGCGACUUUCAAAAGGGGAAGACGUGGACAUCCAGCGCCCCAUACAAUGGGCGGAGAUGGACCAAACUGCUCGAGCACAAUGGCUCCGCGCUCAAAAGAGUGGGAAGAACAAGCGACCUGCGGCGGACUCCGUACUAGAGCGCGAACUAGAGACGGUGCACAUUCGCAGCGAAAGAGUCGUGGGGGCAUCGCGCGCAGGUCCCGUUUUUUUCUACAUGCACGUCCCCACGAUGGAGCACUUAGAAGCGCUGCUCCAGGAGUCGGCACAGAAUGCCUUCCGACCAUACACCCAGACAGCGAAUACCCACCUGGAUGAGACACAGCAGCAAAUGCCGCAUGUGAUUUUCCACGCUGUGCCGCUCCGUGUGUGGCAAGACCCCAGGUACGAAGCUUGGCGCGGCACCUUUGGUCCACAGUGCCAUCAUAUCGUGGCGACCCCGGAACUAUGCGCCGAUGCGCUUACCUACACGUCAAGUGCCCUGUCGCUGCUUCGCCUCUCCAAAAUGGAUACCCAUGCUUUUGCUGUCCCCGGCUACAGACUUGAACCUGCAGUACACGAUCCUGCCGCAGUGCCCGCUCGUGCCAAUUUGUUUGUCAACCUACAGCCACGAGGAGCUCCCACGAUGCUAGAGCCGGUGGCGCCCAUAUUCGAUGAGCCCCUCGAGGGAAUGGAACGCAAGUCAGGUCUCCCAGAAGCUCCCGAAACGUGGAAUAGGUAUUGCUGCAUGGCGGACGAAGCGCGCCGAGCCCCAGGUGUGCCGCCGGCCUCGGCAGCAGCGGGAUUGGCUGAUCGAGUGGAAUUUGUCACUCUGGGUACAGGCAGUUCCGCGCCAUCCAAGUACAGAAACGUGCUAAGUACGCUGGUCCAUGUGCCGGGUGACGGGUAUAUGGUGCUGGACGCGGGUGAAAGCACCUACUACCAAAUGGCGCGGCGUUUUGGCCCUGGACGUGAUGGCUGGGCAGGACCUGGAUCUGGACAGGGUAUCGAGUCUGUGUUGAGGCAGCUCAAGAUGCUCUUUGUGAGCCACAUUCAUGGCGACCAUCAUAUGGGCGUGACACGUCUUCUGCUGGAGCGCCGAAAGCUCGCACCCUCCUCGCCUCUGUUCCUGGUGACCAACAACUAUACCCGCUUUUAUUUGCGUGAGUACGACCGAAUUGAAGCGCUAGGUCUGCGGGAUGGAAGUGUCAUUGCUUUGGAUAACGAACUCUUCAACUGGCAAACUGGCAUCGACCCUGACCCCCAGAGCACGUCCGCCCCGGUUCAGGUAUCUCAACGCAUGCGCCAGCACUGGAAGGCACUGUUGAAGCUGGCGAACUUGAAGAGCAUUCGGACGGUCAGUGUACAGCACCGUACAAGUCACUGCUAUGGUCUUGUCCUCACGCACCAAAGCGGCUGGAAACUAGUCUUCAGCGGUGACACAAUGCCCUGCCAGGCCCUCGUUCAUGCCGGACGGGGUGCCACGGUCCUGAUUCAUGAGGCAACAAUGCAAGACGACGAGGCAGAGUUGGCCGCGGCCAAAGGCCACAGCACUAUUGGGCAGGCACUUCAGAUCGCUUGCGACAUGCAGGCCUCCCACGUGCUGCUCACGCACUUUUCGCAGCGAUAUCCGAAGCUAGCGCGUCUUGGCACGACGAAAGUGGACGUGCCACCCAUUGGAAUCGCGUUUGAUAUGGCGCGGAUGACGCCUGCUACCAUGCGCCGUCUCAUGGCUGGUCAUGACGCCAUGGCGCUCCUGCUCGAGUCGGAGCCGGAGGGCGAUGGUGGUGAGGAGAGCGAGCCGCCCAGCGAUAAGGCCCCCGGGGCAACAUGCAUAAUGGACGAGCCUGAGGUGCCGCGCAAACGCUCCUGCACGAGUCGCCACGUCCAGACAGUGUUUGAGCACCGCUACGUCGUGCUUGCCUUUGCAUCUUCGCACAAAGAGGCGCAUGCACCAUCGGCAUUGUCUGUGCGCGUUGGUAUUGAGCAUGCCCUGCAGGAUAUGCAUGGGACGAUUGGUGCGGGUGUGGUUGUGGACGUCCUUUACGCUGGUCAGCCCACAGGCACGCCGGCGCCGCGAGUGGUAGGCGAGGCCGUGGUGCGCGUGGCCUCCGAGUAUGUGGACAAUGUCGUGAGCGCUGUGUCGAGUGCCUAUGGUGCCGCCUUAGAAGCACUGACGGGUCAACAGCCGAACAUGCGUGUGUCGGUGCAACAAGUGACUCACAAUCCUGCAAUGCUGGGCAGUAACAGCCGGUCCUGGAUGACGGAACUGAUGAAAUGA